AUGAGUGUACCAAACCACGACCGAUCCACUACAACAUUCGAACAGGAUGCAAUGACGCAACACAAUGAGUUGAUUGAAGCAGCCGAUAACUGGAGUGGGGUAUCUUCGAGUAAAGAGAGAAGAAGAAUACAAAAUCGCAUCAAUCAGCGCGCUCGUCGCAGAAGAAAACUUACAGAACUUUGCAGCGACUUGCGUGCUUCUGGAAACAACAAUGAAGAGGAUGGCGGUACCUCGAGUGCAAUCGAGGACGCAGGGGCAGGUUACAUACUUCUCCCUUGCGCCCGAAAAAGAGCGCAAAUGAUCAAAUUUGCGCGCGAAGCUCAGAUCAACUUUUCUUUGGGGACUCCUCAGCCUACACAGCUCGAAGCACUUGUCGGGCUGAACCUCCUAAAUGCUCUGGCGCGCAACGCUCGUAUUCUGGGUUUCAUACCUCAGUCUCUUUGUGAGGACCACUUCAUUUCGCCGUUUAACCUCGAGGGUCCUAGACUGCCGUGCGGCCCCCGGCAGGCAUCUUCGUGGCCACCUUAUUUGCGUCCGACAGAAGUCCAAUAUAAGAUAACUCAUCAUCCGUUUCUCGACCUGUUCCCUAUUCCUUCCCUCAGGGAAACUGCAAUUCGUGCAGAAGAUCUUGGGUUCUUUGACGAAGACGAGUUCUGCAACGAUAUAUUUGGGCACGACCAUGAGAACGACGAGGGUAACGGUGAACGGCCGCGCCUCAUUGUUUGGGGCGAGUCUUGGGAUCCGCGAGGAUGGGAAGCGAAUGCGGCAUUUAUCAAGAAAUGGGCCUGGCUGAUUCGUGGGUGCCCUGAACUUUUAGAAGGUACAAAUCGCUGGCGGCAAAAGAGAGGGGAGAAAAGGAUAACAUUAGGCCGUGGACAGAAAUAA
This is a messenger RNA of Colletotrichum truncatum, 885 nucleotides long. Lineage: Eukaryota; Fungi; Ascomycota; Sordariomycetes; Glomerellales; Glomerellaceae. The record is from RefSeq and is a predicted model, not a curated record.